Leptidea sinapis is the source of this 2032-nucleotide messenger RNA. RefSeq names its product zinc finger protein 98-like. The transcript has 2 exons. Lineage: Eukaryota; Metazoa; Arthropoda; Insecta; Lepidoptera; Pieridae. The record is from RefSeq and is a predicted model, not a curated record. Bases 1 to 1182 code for a protein of 393 amino acids.
AUGCAACAUGAACCGUUCAUUCAACAGGCGGGAAAAGAUGAGAUAGAUGUGGAAGAGCAUGAGUUACCAGAGGUUCAAACAAACUUUUACUUUGAAAACACAUAUAGGAAUAGAUCCGGUGAUAAACCUUACCUAUGCAGUGUUUGUGUUAAUAGUUUCUGUAAAUAUAGUACUUUGAAGAGACAUAAAAUAAUACAUGUUGGUGAUAAACCAUACUCAUGCAAUGUUUGUGGUAAGAGUUUCAGACGUUCUGGUACCUUCAAGAUACAUAAAAUAAUACAUACUGGUGAUAAACCAUACCCAUGCAAUGUUUGCGGUAAGAGUUUCAAACAAGUUUCUACUUUAAAAACACAUAAAGGAAUACAUACCAGUGACAAACCAUACUCAUGCAAUGUUUGUGAUAAGAGUUUUAAACAAGCUUCUACUUUGAAAACACAUAAAGGAACACAUACAGGUGAUAAACCUUACUUAUGCAGUGUUUGUGUUAAUAGAUUCUGUAAACCUAGUACUUUGAAGAGACAUAAAAUAAUACAUACUGGUGAUAAACCUUACUUAUGCAAUGUUUGCGGUAAGAGUUUCAAAGAAGCUUCAACUUUGAAAACUCAUAAAAGAAUACAUACAGGUGAUAAACCAUACUCAUGCAAUGUUUGUGAUAAGAGUUUCAAGCAUUGUGGUACCUUCAAGAUACAUAAUAGACUACAUACUGGUGAUAAUCCUUACAUAUGCAAUGUUUGUGGUAAGAGUUUAAAACAAGCUUUUAUUUUGAAAACACAAAGAUUUACAUCUGGCGAUAAACCUUACUUAUGCAGUGUUUCUGUUAAGAGUUUCUGUAAAUCUAGUACUUUGAAGAGAAUUAAAAUAAAACAUACUGGUGAUAAACCAUACUCAUGCAAUGUUUGUGGUAAGAGUUUCAUGUAUUCUGAUACCUUCAAGAUACAUAAAAGACUACAUAUUGGUGUUAAACCUUACGUAUGCAAUGUUUGUGGUAAGAGUUUCAAACAUUCUGGUACCUUCAAGAUACAUAAGAGACUACAUACUGGUGAUAAACCUUACGUAUGCAAUGUUUGUGGUAAGAGUUUAAAACAAGCUUUUACUUUAAAAACACAUAAAGGAAUACAUCUGGUGAUAAACCUUACUUAUGCAGUGAUUGUGGUAAGAGUUUCUGUAAAUCUAGAACUUUGAAGAGACAUAAAAUAAUACAUACUGGUGAUAAACCAUACUCAUGCAAUGUUUGCGGAAAGAGUUUCAAACAAGCUUCUACUUUGAAAACACAUAGAGGAAUUCAUAAAGGGGAUAAACCAUACUCAUGCAAUGUUUGUGGUAAGAGUUUCAAACUUCUGGUACCUUCAAGAUACAUAAAAGACUACAUACUGGUGAUAAACCUUACGCAUGCAAUGUUUGUGGUAAGAGCUUAAAACAAGCUUUUUCUUUGAAAACACAUAAAGGAAUACAUCUGGUGAUAAACCUUACUUAUGCAGUGUUUGUCUUAAGAGUUUCUGUAAGUCUAGUACUUUGAAGAGACAUAAAAUAAUAGAUACUAGUGAUAAACCAUACUCAUGCAAUGUUUGCGGUAAGAGUUUCAAACAAGCUUCUACUUUGAAAAAACAUACAGGAAUACAUAAAGGGGAUAAACCAUACUCAUGCAAUGUUUGUGAUAAGAGUUUCAAACUUCUGGUACCUUCAAGAUACAUAAAAGACUGCAUACUGGUGAUAAACCUUACGUAUGCAAUGUUUGUGGUAAGAGCUUAAAACAAGCUUUUACUUUGAAAACACAUAAAGGAAUACAUCUGGUGAUAAGCCUUACUUAUGCAGUGUUUGUGUUAAGAGUCUGUAAGUCUAGUACUUUGAAGAGACAUAAAAUAAUAGAUACUGGUGAUUAACCAUACUCAUGCAAUGUUUGCGGUAAGAGUUUCAAAGAAGCUUCUUCUUGAAAACUCAUAAAAUAAUACAUACAGGUGAUAAACCAUACUCAUGCAAUGUUUGUGAUAAGAGUUUCAAACAUUGUGGUACCUUCAAGAUACAUAAUAGACUA